Funneliformis geosporum is the source of this 1443-nucleotide messenger RNA. The record is from the annotation of a GenBank genome assembly. NCBI's taxonomy places the organism in Eukaryota, Fungi, Glomeromycota, Glomeromycetes, Glomerales, Glomeraceae.
AUGGAAACGAAAACUCUCCAAACCCUAACUCAACUCCUCAAAAACGACCAACGACUAGUAGUAGAUGGCAAUCUCGCCAAAAACAAAAUUAUUGAACUGGCUCUCCAAUUAGAUGCUGGAAUUUUAAAACUGAUUAAAUCUUCUUCUGAACUGCGGAAAAUAUUUUUUGUGGAAGUAGAGGAUAUCCUAGUUUUUGACAAAAUAAAAUUUCAAAACUUUAUCUCUAAUAAACAAUUCCUCCCUAAUAGUUUUACCCAAUACAAAAACAAAAUCGGACUAACGGCAGACCGGCAAUAUCUGGCUAAUAACGAAAUUGACCGCUUGCUAACGCCCAAAGUUUUAACUAAUUUUCAAAAAUAUGAAGUGGGAAAAGAAGUAGUAGAAAUGAACGAUAUUUCCCUGAAUGAUAACCUAAUUAUCAAAGGCAAUAAUCUCCUUUCUCUUUAUUUGUUAAAAGAAAGAUAUCAGGGUAAAAUAAUUUAUAUUGACCCUCCUUAUAAUACUGGUAAAGUAGCUAAAAAAUUACUUACUGCUGAUGGUUGUCUAAUUGUCGCGAUUGACAAAGACGAACAGGCUGAACUUACUGUUUUAUUAAAGGAAGUUUUUCGCGGUUACGAAAUCCACGUUAUAACUGUUAUUCACAAUCCAAAAGGAAGAACCCAAGCGACUGGAUUUUCGUAUAUUCACGAAGAAAUGUCUAAAAAUUGCUUUUAUCCCAUUCUUGUUGAAAAUGAAAAAGUGAUCGGCUUUGGAGAAGUUUUGGAGAGUGACAAGCACCCAGAAAAAUCUGUUGUAGAAAAAAACGGAAAGUUUGUAGAGGAGAUAAAAGACUUCAUGAGGGCGAGAAGAACUGGGAAUGGUUACAAAAUUGAGUUUAGCAAAGAUUUUGAAAUUUACAAAACUGUUUGGGAUAGCAAAAAAUAUGACGCCAGCUCCUAUGGAACUAAACUUCUAAAAGAUUUAAUUCCAGGUAUAAAAUUGGCUGCUGAUGAAAAAGAUUCUCGUUUUUCAAAAGUCAAAAGUAAUAAUUUUGACACAAAUGAAACUAGCGUCGAAUUCAAUUUUUUUGCUGGUUCUGGCACCACGGCUCAUGCGGUAUUAGAACUGAAUAAGCAAGAUAACGGGAACCGCAAAUUUAUUCUUUGCGAACAAAUGGAUUAUAUUGAAACCGUAACCAAAGAAAGAAUUAGAAAAGUUUGUGAAAUUGAUAAUAAAGGCUCUUUUAUUUAUUGUGAAUUAGCCAAUUAUCAGUUGGACCCGAAAAAUAUUGAUAAUACCAAGUCUGAUUUUGGAGAGUUAUCGCUUGCCAACCAACAAAAAUUUUUGAUUUCUCUGCUGGAUAAAAACCUCUUGUAUGUUCCUUAUUGUGAUAUGGAGGAUAAGAGUUAUAAGUUUUCUGAGAAGGCUAAGAAGUUAAAUCGGCAGUUUUAUGGGGAAAGAUAG